CCAAAACUUUGUUCACCGCCCCCGACUACCCCUUCUCCAUCCUCUUCACUUCCCUCAUCACCCUUACUCUACUCCCCCCCACCACUAAACAACAAUGUCCUUCAAGCCUGGUGACGCCGCAAAGGGUGCUUCCCUCUUCAAGACUCGUUGUGCUCAGUGCCAUACUACCGAGAACGGCGGUGGGAACAAGGUCGGCCCCAACCUCUUCGGCAUCUUCGGUCGCAAGACCGGGCAGGUUGAGGGCUUCUCCUACACCAAGGCCAACGUCGAGAAGGGUGUUACCUGGGAUGAGAACACUCUGUUCGAAUACCUCGAGAAUCCGAAAAAGUAUAUCCCGGGCACGAAGAUGGCCUUUGCCGGUCUGAAGAAGGACAAGGACCGCAACGACCUCAUCACCUGGCUUAAGGAUGCCACAAAAUAGACGUGUCAGGCCCUCCCCUCUGGCCUGUUUCCCCACGUUGGCCCUCUUGUCGGAGUGUUCACCGGGAUUUUCAGUCUGUCUACUUGGUUUUGACCGGACGGACAGACCGUGCCGUAAUUAUAUGUAGAUACAACCUACAACCUUACAUUUUCUUCACCACUCAAUCCAUAUCUCGCAAGCCUACAUGAAUUCGUCUCGAAAGUCGCAAGCCCUCAUUCCCACUGUCGAUACAUAAUGCCGAAAACCGUCAGGCGAACAUGAAAUAAUUUACAUUGC
Molecule: messenger RNA, 697 nt
Organism: Dacryopinax primogenitus
Lineage: Eukaryota; Fungi; Basidiomycota; Dacrymycetes; Dacrymycetales; Dacrymycetaceae
Product: cytochrome c
Exons: 4
Coding region: 95-421 (108 amino acids)
Biological process (GO): mitochondrial electron transport, ubiquinol to cytochrome c; mitochondrial electron transport, cytochrome c to oxygen
Cellular component (GO): mitochondrial intermembrane space
Molecular function (GO): heme binding; electron transfer activity
Source: RefSeq, a predicted model, not a curated record